Acanthosepion pharaonis is the source of this 663-nucleotide messenger RNA. NCBI's taxonomy places the organism in Eukaryota, Metazoa, Mollusca, Cephalopoda, Sepiida, Sepiidae. The record is from the annotation of a GenBank genome assembly.
AUGGCAUCCCAGAAUUUGUGGCGAGGGGUACGGACAGCGGUUGCUGUCUUAUUCACCGCUGGACUGUCGGUAGCAGCACUGUAUACUUGGUUCAUCCAUAAGCAGAGAUCGAAAGAUAAAACUAGUAAAAGAGCAUUAUCAGAAAUAGAUGAGAAUGGAAAGGAGGACGAUGAUGAGCAAGAAGAAGAAUCAACAAAAGAAGACCCAAAACAAGAGAGGAAUAAUAAAAUUGAUGUAGUUAAGGCAUCUGGCGAUAAUGGAGAAAAAAAAGUUAAAGGAAAACCAACAGUCCCAACAGAAUUACCACAAUUGGAAAUCGCAACAAAAAUUCUAGAUAAUAACGAAGCUUCGCAACCUGAAAAAAAGUCUCCGGAUAUAAAAAGUUUACGAAUUGACAGCACUGACAAAAAGCGUGUCCUUGUUCUUGGCCUUGACAAAGCAGUGGAAGCCAACAAAUAUCUAGAAACCAUUCCCUGGCUUAUCAUUGCCAGUAAGCAGGAUUUGCCAGGUGCCAUGAGCCCUGAGGAACUAAGGGAGUUAUUGAAUAUUCCACAAGUGCCAAAAAAACCUGAAAAAAUUGUCAUUGGUAUGGAACUUCCUGCUAAAGGGCUGAAAAAAGGAAUAACAAAAGUGAAGAAUUUCUUUACACUCACAGACUUUUAA